AUGUACGAGGUAGAAAUCGGGAUGCCCACGACCACUUACCACCAGCAGACGGCACAGGAAUAUGUGUCCGUGGUGUUCCCCAGCUCCACCACCCACGUGUAGACCUCUCAAACAGCCAAGAUGGUGGGAGAGGAAGUAGUGACAAGGAAGUCGUCCAGCACACUGACCUCAGAUGAUUCAGACAAGAACAGGUGUGUUGCAAGCAAUGAGCACACAGAUGCCAUUACACCAUCCCUGCUGGUAACAGAGGGCGAGCCUGUCUCCUCCUCCUGGCUUUUUCUCCUAGGAACCAGGGCUCCCUGACCCCCCCCCCAAAAAAAAUAGAAGCAGAAGGUGGCAGAAGAGAAGGAUGCUGGGAGUUUGGCCGAGGUACCAGAGACAGUCAUUAGGAUUCUAAAGGCACCAGAAGACAUAGAGACCAAAGUUGACACCACCGCGGUCUUUGACCGCAUUGUGGAGCUGAAGGACCCCAACACUGAAAUGAUAUGGGACAAGUUGGGGACUGAGCUUUUCAGGAUCCAGUAUUCCCUGGGAAAGGAGCAUGUGAGGAAGGUGGGCACCAAGUACAUGCUGGUUAUUACCAACAUAAACAUGAGCAAUGCCAGUUUCUACAGCCUGACUGUGGGAGACAACUGGAUGAGUGCUGUAAAGAGACUUGAUUUUGUGCGGAAGUUCAACAGGAAUGAGCUGAAGAGGGGUGACAAGUGGGAGAUCUCAGGCCGUGAGGGUGGUCUGACCUAGACACUUAAGAUCAAAGAUGCCAGACUCGGCAACAGUGCCAAGUUCUCUGCCCGAGCAGGAGCUUCAUACAGAGGCUCAUAUCACUAUGAGUGGUUCAAUGUUAUGUAAGUGACCAAGAAGGAGCAUGUGUCCAUGGAGCACAGAGAAGACCAGAUCACCAUCUCCAAUUGUGUACAUAAAGACAUCAACUUGGUCCUGCUCAAGCUCAAGAAUGACAGUCACACAGCAACUGCUACUGGUGUGCACCUCAAUGUGCUAGGGGAGGACUGUCCGAAGCCUUGCCAAGGCCAAGUGCAGUUCCUGGAGCUCUUGGUUAACUGUGUGCACAGGAAAUGGAAGGGCUCACCACUACCUGCUGUGACCUGGCAGAGAGACAGCAUUACUAUCAAGGGCUGGAAAACCACCACCAAGGUCAAAAACUGUCCCCAGUUCCUCGUUAGCAGCACCAAGUGUUCCGACUAAGGAGUGUGUCGGACCUUGCUCCAGAAUAAGUUUGGAGGCGCACACUAUGGUGUCUACGUGCUAGUGGUAGUGACUCUCUGGAUCCACAAUCCUGAUGUCCAGGAAGACAGUGAUGACCACUAUGUCACCUGCUGGUUCACUGCAGCCAAGCGUGUCUUCAGCAACAAGUGCAUGGUACCAGGCAGGAAAUGCUACUUCAGAUUGGUAGUCAUGGGUGACAGCAACCCACUACACUCCAAGGAUACCUGGCUUUUCAAUAGACUACACCAUCACUGGCAGUUCCUUGGGAAACCAUGGUUCAUGUUGACUAUCUACAAGGGUGAUGUCAACAUCACUGUCAAUUCCAAGUUCUGGCAUAACUUCAGCAGCACUGUAUGUACCCUGGUCAUCCCCACCUGCAUACUGAAGGACAGUCAUGAAUAUGCACUGAAGAAUGAGGUAGGCAAGGACCAUAGCAGCUGCGUGGUCACUGUCUAUGGAACACGGAUUGGAGCCCUGGUGCCACCACUGUCUAGUCACCUCUCUUGUUUACUCACCUACUGGGUGAUGAGGAAGCGCCUAACACAAUUCCUGGAAAAUACCAAGUAUGACUAG
This is a messenger RNA of Peromyscus eremicus (cactus mouse), 1797 nucleotides long. RefSeq names its product immunoglobulin superfamily member 22 (gene Igsf22). The record is from RefSeq and is a predicted model, not a curated record. NCBI's taxonomy places the organism in Eukaryota, Metazoa, Chordata, Mammalia, Rodentia, Cricetidae.